AUGCCACCACGGUUAAACCUCUUCACCGCCCGGUCUGUGGCGUUCAGAACCAGACCCUCCGUACCGCAAAAACCAUUCGCCUCCACCCUUCUGCAACAACGAGCGGCAAGCGACAAUGCCUCCUCCAAGCAACCGGCUACAACACCCGUCGACCCCGACUUCAAAGGUCCAAACACGGAUCAAUUACCACACGUGAGCGAGGAACAAGCUGCUUUGGACAAGUCGAUGGGAAAUACACCACCAGAUAUCAAUCAGGGGACCCCAGUGCAAGAGAUACUCCAACGCGACAAAGAUGCACAAGACAAGGCGCCCGAGGUGCUGAAGCAGGCCAUCAACAGUGACAAACAAUCCAAAUCCCCUUCAGGAACGAGAUCAUAUUCUACCAGUGUCCGGAGAUUGGCAGAGGUGGCCCAGGUCGACUUUAUCGAGACUCAAGCCGUCGGACUGCCAUAUCCUGAUGCCGGCCUUGGUCAUAAAUUCCCGCUACCGGACAUGACGAAUUGGAACAAGACCAACCAUUUCAAACGUCGAUAUGACACGGUGUUGAACACGCUCACCAAGAUGUUGAUGAGGCAUGGGAAGUUGAGCAGAGCACAAUCGUUUGCCUCUCAACAGACCAUGGACGACAUUCUAACAAUUCUCCGGACCGCACCGACGCCCCAGGGCAGCGCACUAGCAACCGACCGGGCUCUACUCACCACUUUCCCACGGGAAGCCCUCCCACUCUCACCGGUGGAAUACCUGACCGCGGCGAUCGACUCGGUGGCGCCGUUGAUCAAGAUCAAACAGCAAAAAGGUGUGCUGGGAGGUGGAGCGUCCAUGCCGAUCCCGCAACCACUGAGUCUCAAGCAGCGGCGGCGGACGGCGAUCAAAUGGAUCUUGGCGUCGGCGGAAAACCGCAAGGAGUCAAAGUUGGCCGAGCGAGUGGCCAAAGAAUUGAUCAAUGUCGUCGAGGGUAAGGGCGGCGCCUGGGACCGCAGAAUGCUCGUCCACAAGGCCGGCAUCAGUGCUAGAGCCAACACGAGGACCCGCAAGCGGCUAUGA
This is a messenger RNA of Exophiala bonariae, 1044 nucleotides long. RefSeq lists its product as uncharacterized. The transcript has 3 exons. Bases 1 to 1044 code for a protein of 347 amino acids. The record is from RefSeq and is a predicted model, not a curated record. NCBI's taxonomy places the organism in Eukaryota, Fungi, Ascomycota, Eurotiomycetes, Chaetothyriales, Herpotrichiellaceae. Gene Ontology annotation, cellular component: mitochondrial small ribosomal subunit; ribosome. Gene Ontology annotation, biological process: ribosomal small subunit assembly; translation. Gene Ontology annotation, molecular function: rRNA binding; structural constituent of ribosome; mRNA binding.